AUGGGCUCUCGAUUAGAAUCUGGUUCCAACGCCGUUCGGAAGAAGAUUGAGAACCAUGUAUUUGAUGGCGAAGACGGCGAGGAGUACGGUGCUUCCAGUUUUGGGGGCUUCGGAGAUUACUUUCGCCGCAAAAAGUUGAAAUUGCAGAAUCUGGACGCUGAGAUACGAUCGAGCUCGCCCAACAACCCCCCGAUUUUUCGAGGCGUGGUGGCACACGUAAAUGGCUACACCCAACCGUCUCUAAGUGACCUGCACCGACUUAUCGUCAGUCACGGCGGAGGUUUCCUCCAGUACUUGGAUGGCAAAACCGCGGCUACCCAUAUCAUCGCCAGCUCCCUGACUCCGAAGAAGCGCGAGGAGUUUCGAAAUUAUCGAGUUGUGAAACCAGCAUGGGUUGUGGAAAGCAUAAAUUCCGGACGACUGUUACCUUGGGAUUCAUUUAGGGUGGUCUCUGAAGCGGCUUCUCAAAAGGUUCUUCAGUUUCAUCAGGAUGGCCGGUUCACAAGCCAGAGCAGAAGCCAGUCAUCUAGUUAUCGUGACCAAAUGGAGACGAGUUGGUAUGGAUCUCGCCUUAUCCAGCAAGGCGUUGAUGCCAACACACAUGAGCCCAAUGCAGCCCCUACUCCCGAGCCCAAAACGGCAGAAGAGGGCGACGAUCUUUCUAAUACCGCAGAUUCUGUCAAUGAAGAUAAGUUAUACCAGGUAACUGACGGUUCAACGUUGGCUGAAGACACGGUUAUUCCAGACGAUUUCGGGCAAAGAACCCGCCAGGAACCUGAGCCGGAAACCAUACAUGAUGAAUCACGGCAACAAAAGUCAGAGAGUCGUAAGGAGCCGACAACAUCUGAAGAAUACAAUGCACAGUUGCUUUCAGCUCCACAUCUGCGAAAUUCGAGUGUAGCAAAUCCGGAUUUUAUAAAACAGUAUUAUCGGGAGUCUCGCCUUCACCAUCUUUCUACCUGGAAGGCUGAGUUGAAAGCAAAACUGCAGGAGGCCACACUUGCAAGGGCUUCCUCCCGUCGUACAGUCAAAACAAACGUUCCUGGGGCUCGAAGGUAUAUUCUUCACGUUGAUUUUGACAGUUUCUUUGCCGCCGUUUCCCUUCGGAAACAUCCCGAACUGGUGGAUAAACCAGUAGCCAUCGCGCACGGAACAGGAGGAGGGUCUGAAAUAGCUAGUUGCAACUAUCCAGCUCGGGCUUUUGGGAUCAAAAAUGGAAUGUGGAUGCAGGGUGCCAUGCAGAUGUGUCCUGACUUAAAAGUUCUUCCCUAUGACUAUGCUGGCUAUGAAGACGCUAGCAGGAGAUUCUAUGAAGCAAUACUUGAUAUCGACGGCAUAGUACAGAGCGUCAGCAUCGACGAAGCUUUGAUCGAUAUCACCAGGCUAUGUCUCGAUGCGGCGAGUUCUGACGGGAAGGGCAUAUCUGAAAGCUCUAUCUGGAGAGAACAAACAAAAGCAGACGAAAUCGCUCAGGGCUUACGUGAUUCGAUCAAGCGCAAAACUGGGUGUGAUGUAUCUGUGGGGAUCGGAGGGAACAUUUUGCAGGCCAAGCUUGCGUUGCGGAAAGCAAAACCAGCGGGUCAAUUUCAGCUCAAACCGGACGCUGUGCUUGAUUUCAUCGGAGAGUUCACUGUGCAGCAGCUGCCAGGAGUAGCAUAUAGCUUGGGAGGUAAGCUCGAAGAGCUAGGGGUCAAAUACGUCAAGGAUAUCCGCGAACUCUCCAAAGAAAGACUGAUUCAAAGCCUCGGGCCCAAAACGGGGGCUAAAUUGUGGGAUUAUGCACGAGGUAUUGAUAAUGCAGAGGUAGGGGACGUCGCACCUCGGAAGUCGGUGUCCGCAGAAAUCAAUUGGGGAAUCCGCUUCGUUACGCAAGCGCAGGCAGAGGAAUUUGUGCAAAGCUUGUGUGAUGAACUGCAUAGAAGACUUGUGGAAAACGGGGUCAAAGGGAAGCAGUUGACAAUGAGGAUCAUGCGAAGAGCAUUGGAUGCACCCUUGGAACCGCCAAAGCAUCUGGGACACGGAAAGUGUGAUACGUUCAACAAAAGCAUAAUGCUCGGCGUCGCCACCAAUGCCAGUGAAUCACUGGGGCGAGAAGCUAUCUCGGUUCUCAGAGGUUUCAAUUUCUCGCCUGGCGAUCUGAGAGGACUGGGCGUGCAAAUGACUAAACUAGAGCCCGUGAAACCUGAUGCUGCUCCUGGUGCGCAGAGUAGCCAGCGUCAAUUGAACUUCAACGCGUCGAGUCCCCGAAAGCGACCUUUUACACCCGAUUUGGAUGAAAUAACUACACCAAGAAAAGCAGAGUCGCACAUCGCGAUACAAACCGCACCGAUCUUGAAUGAUGAAUUGCAGAAACCGCUGAAUAUCACCGGUACUCAGUUUAUCCUGCCUUCUCAAGCCAAUUCUCAGGUUCUCGCCGAGCUGCCUGGAGAUAUUCGGUCAAAAUUUGUUUCUAUGAACAAGCGCCAAAAGCUUGAUAAAGUGGAAAACCCUCCCAAGAGCUCUUCGCGGCCCCAGACUCCUCUUGGGCUGCCUCCCCAGUCGCAGCUUGAUCCAGAGGCUUUAGAAGCCCUACCAGAAGAUGUACGUACAGAGAUACUGGGGUACUAUCAGCAAUCCCCCCAAACGCCUACGCGCCAUGGGUCGCCAGAGUCAAGUAAGAUCCGGCCGAAGACUAGCCUUACCCCCACAAAGACUCGGGCUGGUAGAGGUCGCGGCAGGCAGAUUGGCAGUAAGUCUGGAGGAAACUCCAGCCUCACUCAGUCGAAUUUUGUUGUGGCUCGGCCAUCUUCAUCCACGGGAGCUGCAGUAGGCGAGAGCCCUGGCGCGCCGUCGUUUGUCGAGGAAUACGCGGAGGAUAAUAUCUCGGAGGAGUUUCUCUCAGCGUUACCGGAGGAUAUCCGUCGCGAAGUCAUAGAAGAACAUAAACGCUCCCGUCUUCAAAAACGGGCGGGACUCAAUUUACCCGCUACCCGCAAAUCCACGUCGAGCAAACCUACCGAUCGCCCACCAGAUCAAAAGGUACUCGAAUUCCCCCCUCAGCCGCCAAAGCCGACGUUCACUUCUCGGAAGCUCUCUUCGCUUCCAGAACUUCGCGAAGCGUUGAGUGAGUGGUACGAAUCGUUUAAAACCGAGGGGCCUUUUGAGGAGGACGUAAAUGCGCUUACUAGGUAUUUGAAGCGCGUGGUCCUUGAAGAAAGAGACGUGUCCAAGGCUGUUGCCGUGACCCAGUGGUUUGGCUGGUUACUAGACCAGGACGCAAGCGAUAAAGACCAUGCGUUGGAGACAGUGAAACUUGGCUCCAGCGGCCAACAGCCGUUAGAUGCCUGGAUCUCUGCUCUCCAGAAGAUUCGCAGCGAUGUGAACGAUGCUCUGGGGGAAAGGGGUUUACCUCCAGUUGAAUUUACAUGA
Messenger RNA from Uncinocarpus reesii 1704, 3408 nucleotides. Its product is annotated as MUS42 protein. Gene Ontology annotation, cellular component: nucleus. Gene Ontology annotation, molecular function: DNA-directed DNA polymerase activity; damaged DNA binding; deoxycytidyl transferase activity. Lineage: Eukaryota; Fungi; Ascomycota; Eurotiomycetes; Onygenales; Onygenaceae. The coding region runs from base 1 to 3408 and encodes 1135 amino acids. Gene Ontology annotation, biological process: error-prone translesion synthesis; error-free translesion synthesis. The transcript is spliced from 2 exons. The record is from RefSeq and is a predicted model, not a curated record.